AUACAUCGUUAUCGUGAGUACCGCACUUUAAAUUGAUGAUGAAUACCGAGUCUUACAAUUUACUUCCCAACUCUCACCUCCACUACCAAUGGCUCUAGAGCAGGUUAGCUCCCAGUGGCUGCAUUCAGAAACGAAGGCAGAUGACUCGAUCAAAGUCGAUGUUACCGACGACGUGGAUUUUGUUGCUUAUUACGAGCAGGCUUCUGGCCGUUUAGUAGUGGACCCCCAACAGGCAAAGGUCGAGUUUGGGGAGGUAAUGGCCUCUAGGCUCAAGCUUAGCCCUGAUGGACUGAAGGUUCUCUGGCCUCAACCCGCCGACGACCCGAACGACCCACAAAACUGGACCGAUUUUCGCAAGACUGUGCACCUGAUCAUCAUUACAAUGUCUGCAGUGGUACCUGACUUCGACUCUGGAAUUGGAACUGCGUCGAUAUUUGGCCUCGCUCAAACUUAUGACACGACCUCGGGUGUCAUCAAUGAUCUGACAUCAAACUGGAGCGUCUUCCUUUUGGGUUGGGGAGGCAUCUUCUGGGUCAUGCUCAUGAGACGGUAUGGUCGGCUGCCAGUACUCUUCUGGAGUCAGCUUUUUGCGUUUGCAUUCUUGAUUGGUGCCACAUUGGCGCCGAAUCUAGCCACCUUUGCAGGGAUGCGUUGCUUGACCGCAUUCUUUGGAACGUGUCCCCAGGUGACAGGUCUUUAUGUCGUGACGGAUAUCUUCCCCUUCCAUCUUCAAGCACGGAAGCUGAACAUCUGGACUUCGGGUUUCGUUCUAUCGCCUUACCUAUCGCCAUUUGUAUUUGGCUUUCUUGUAGCGCGUGUGAGCUGGAGAUGGGCCUAUGCUAUAGGAUCUAUUUACAGCGCCGUCGUAUUAUUUCUCAUUGUGUUUCUCAUGGAAGAAACUAUGUAUGAUCGUCACCUUGCAUCGAAACCACUGCAAAUUUCUACGAGACUGCGAUAUCGAUUUAAAACUUUGAUAGGCGUCACUGGGUACAAGAUGGCAAAAUACAGGCCACGAUGGCCGGAAGUUCUAUUGGCAUCUUUGGAUGUUGUUUGGCGUCCUCAGUUUUUCUUCGUAGUUCUCUUUGAGGCAUUGGUUUUCGGGUUCUCGAUCGGUGUGAAUGCGACAAAUGUUAUCUUCAUGAAAUCUCCUCCUCCCAUCGGAUUUGGCUUUAGCCAAUAUGCCGUGGCUGGAGCGUAUGCGACUCCAAUUGUCGCUGUCCUUCUUGGCGAGUUCAUUGGACGUUACGUCAAUGAAUUCAUUAUGGAUCUGCAUAUUCGCAAAAACGGUGGUUUCUUUGAGGCCGAGAGCCGCUUGUGGACCUGUUACUUAGCCAUGCCGCUUUAUAUCUGUGGCUUUUUGACGCUGGGUGCUGGGAUACAAAAUCUCAGCGAAGCCGCUCUCAUCAUGGGCUGGGGCAUUGCGAUCGUUGCAAUCACCCUCAACACUGUUGUAGUGUAUGCAUAUUGUAAUGACUGCUUCCCUAGUAGGGCGGGCGAAGUCAGUGCCCUGCUAAACCUUGCAAGGGCAUUGGGCGGUUUCGCAAUCGCAUAUUUCCAAGUCCCAUGGGCUACAAAAUCUGGAGGAUUGAUGGUGUUUGGUGUUGAAACAGCGCAAGUGAUAUCGCUUGACACACUCGAAGAGUCUGACGGUUGUUAUAGGCUUGUGAUUGGCAUGUUUUUUAUCGCCGUUCCUAUGACACAACUGAAGGGAAGCUACUUCCGAGACACGUCCGAUGCUGCCGGAUUGGCGCUCAUAAUCCAAAUGGAAAGAAUGCGCGUGGCGGAAGUUAUAGCUGCCAGAGACACCGUUGUCGAACGCCUCGAAGACGCUUACGUAUCUGUUCGACAAAAGUCAGCAACGAUUGAUCGACUUCAGCGUGAGCUAGACGAUCUGAGGCGCCCUUCUACCCCUGCGACAUCUGUAGCGAGGGAUGAUGAUUCAUCUACGCAGCUUCCGGUGCAAGACAUUGCCACGUCAUUCGAUAUCCCACAACCAGCUCCGAAAGAAGGGGACGGUGAUUGUCAGAAUACAUUCGCUCAGGUCUUGCCUUGGCAGGUGCCUCUUAACACUCCGAACAGACCUGGAUCUACAGGCUUGCCUCCAACGCCACUGCUAGAUUCCCGCCUAGGAAGCCGGUGUGAUUCCAAUUUUUUCAGCCCGUCUUUUCAAUCAAACCAUUGCGCACGUCUUAAAAAUUCUUUCGAUUCACCUCGCUCUGAAACUGUCGACUUCGACCAUCCGAAUAUUGUCGAACCACUUCCGCUCGGCGAUGGACCUGAGAAAUCGAUUCUCGCAAGACAAGCAUUUCUUGCGACGCUUCCUCUCCCUGCUGACAUCCCAGACGACGCUCUAAAUCCAAUUGUCAUUCCUCAGCCAUACACCUUGCAUGAGUUCUUGGGCAAUACUUCUGGUACUCUCAAAAGCUCCCUGUCAAACUAUCGUGUCCUCGGCCAACUGACAACAUACUGGUGCCCAGAGCGCGAAGAACACGGAUAUUUGCUUACCCCCGUUUUCAAAUGUAGCACCAAUCCCCGAGUAACAACAGCACAUCGAUGGAAUGUGGCGGAUGUGAUCGGCACUAUGGACAGGCCUACUGAGUGCUUCUACAACAAGGACGGGAAGUGGUACUACGCUGGGGUAUACAAGGCUUUUCGCAUGGACGAUCUAACCACGGAAGAGUGGGAGGCUCUUUCAAUCGAGACGACGCAAACUCUUAUCAAGGAGACUCUAGCUGGCCGAAAGAACCUCUCGCCCCAGAACCUCUACGAGACUGGACAGUUGUAUGCUGUUGGUGCCCUUCGUGUUGCGUGUGUCGGACUGCAGUGUGUAGGAUUCAGCUCUGCGAUGUAUCGCGCGGUCUUGGAACAAGCAGCUCUAGGGAAAUGGCGCGGAAUAGGCUGGUCGGUACCCACCAGGAAAUCGUCCAAUGACACAACAAUUGAAGGCGAUGGAAUACUUGGACCUUGA
Suillus discolor is the source of this 2968-nucleotide messenger RNA. RefSeq names its product major facilitator superfamily domain-containing protein. Gene Ontology annotation, molecular function: transmembrane transporter activity. The transcript is spliced from 27 exons. The coding region runs from base 89 to 2968 and encodes 959 amino acids. Lineage: Eukaryota; Fungi; Basidiomycota; Agaricomycetes; Boletales; Suillaceae. The record is from RefSeq and is a predicted model, not a curated record. Gene Ontology annotation, biological process: transmembrane transport.